Messenger RNA from Purpureocillium takamizusanense, 444 nucleotides. RefSeq lists its product as uncharacterized. The transcript has a single exon. The record is from RefSeq and is a predicted model, not a curated record. The coding region runs from base 1 to 444 and encodes 147 amino acids. Lineage: Eukaryota; Fungi; Ascomycota; Sordariomycetes; Hypocreales; Ophiocordycipitaceae.
AUGCAUCAAACACCCCAUGUCGGUGGGCGGAAUCACGGCCGCGGACGCGCUCGCUACGUGGCGGUGGUGGCGAAGAGGAGGACGAUCCAGUGGAGUCUGUGGCUCGCCGAGGACGACGGUUCGCUUGCAGAUGUGCCAUUAUCGCCGCCCUUGCUUUUGAUGUUUCAGGCCUCCUGCCGUACCUUGCAUCGCAGUCAAGAUGCUCCUUCGGAUGGCAUCCACUUGGUGGAACCCACAGACGAGAUGCUGGCCAUGACUCAGUAUCGGGACCGCGGCCGAAACGUGGUAUACGGACGCGUUGCGACGGGUGUGCAGGCGCCUCAGGGCCAGAGCUUUCAGCGGAAGUGUCGCAGGAGACGCCGGCAGAGCUCCGCCGAGACGCGCGCUUGUCUGGUGAGUGAUCUUAUGCGGGGCGCGGGCGGCCAAGAUAGACGAAGAGUUUGA